Dipodomys ordii (Ord's kangaroo rat) is the source of this 3190-nucleotide messenger RNA. It is a transcript of the gene Ccdc73, whose product is annotated as coiled-coil domain containing 73. The coding region runs from base 1 to 3018 and encodes 1005 amino acids. NCBI's taxonomy places the organism in Eukaryota, Metazoa, Chordata, Mammalia, Rodentia, Heteromyidae. The transcript has 14 exons. The record is from RefSeq and is a predicted model, not a curated record.
AUGGAGAACAAUUUCAAUUCUGAAUCAUCAUCUAUCGUUACACUUCAAAGUUCUUCAGAGACAAUGGUUUCUAUUCAGCUCUUAGAUUUUAAAACAAGUUUACUGGAAGCAUUAGAAGAAUUGCGAAUGAGGAGGGAGGCUGAAAUCCAAUAUGAAAAACAGAUUGGUAAAAUUAUUAUGGAAACACAAGAACUUAAAUGGCAAAAGGUUUCUGAAUAUUCUUUACAGAAGAAAGUGAGUGAAAUGGAACAAAAGGUCCAAUUAAAUCUUUUGGCUAAAGAAGAUCAUCAUAAACAGUGGAAUGAAAUUGAGAAAUACUGCGUGGCAAUAACAAGUCAAUUUGGAUUGGUGAAAGAGGAUCAUGUAAAGUUAGAACAAAAUGUACAGGAAGCAAUACAAUUAAAUAAACAACUUUCAAUUUUAAAUGAAAAACUAGAAUCUGAACUAUGCAGCUUAAAAAAGGAACUAAAAAAAGUAGCUUCAGACUUGAUAAAGUCCAAGGUUACCUGUCAGUGUAAGAUGGGAGAAGAAAACAUCAGUCUAACAAUUAAAGAACAAAAAUGUGAAGAACUUCAGGAAAGACUCAAUGUGGAGUUGGAAUUAAACAAGAAGAUUAAUGAGGAGAUUAGCUGUAUUCAAGAAGAAAAACAGGAUAUCAUCAUUUCUUUUCAACAUAUGCAGCAGUUACUUCAGCAACAAGUUAAAGCUAAUGCUGAAAUAAAUGCAGAAUUGAAGAUACUAAGAGAAAACAACCAGACCCUUGAAAGAGAUAAUGAGCUGCAAAGGGAGAAGGUAAAAGAAAAUGAAGAAAAGUUCCUUAAUCUUCAAAAUGAGCAUGAGAAAGAACUAGGAACUUGGAAGAGACAUGCUGAAGAACUUAAUGGAGAAAUAAAUGAUAUUAAAAAUACAUUAUCAUCACUUAAAGAAACGCAUAGUAAGUUACAAGAACAUUACAACAAAGUAUGUGAUCAGAAAAAGUUUGAGGAAGAGAAGAAACUUCAGAAUGUUCCAGAAAUAAAUAAUGAAAGAAGUGAUGUAUUAACUGAAAAGUCAGAAAGCAUCAUGUUACAGAAAUACAAAUCUGGACUUGAAAUAAGGGAAGAAAAUACUAAAAGUUUUUGUUCAGAUACUGAAUACAGGGAAGAAGCAGAAAAGAUAGACCACUUACCAGUAGAAGAAACCACUACAGACGACUUACAGACUUUUGAAAAGAGCCUUAAGAAUGAAAUUAGUAUGACGGUAUCAUCUCAGAGUAGAAAUCAAAGUGAAAUCUCUCUAAGCAAAACUUUCUUCAUAGAUAAAGUUGCAGUUAGUCAAGAACAAGCUUUGAAUGUUACUGAAUGUAGAAAAUCAGUUACUACAGAAAUCAAAGACAAGGAAGAUUUGGAAAAAGGCAGUGGAUAUACAAAUUUUAAAUUACCACAGGAUCCCUUUUCAGCCAUGGAUAUGCUAAUAGAAACAGAAAAGAGACACCCACGAGAAACAGAAGGAUUAGGUCUUCAGCAUACAGAUGUGGGUGUACUUCUGGACAUGGAAAAUAACAGAGGAUCAGUUGAUAGUAUUUUAGAUGCUAUGGCUCAGGAAAAAAAUAAUAAGGAUGUUUCUCAGAAUGAAACUUGCAAACAAUUCAUAAUGCUUAUAGGGACUCAAGAAAAUGUUAUGGAGAAGGAAAAUUCAAAUAGAUACCAAAACAAAGCAGAACUGGAUUUGUCUCAAGAUGUAAAAAUGAAUCCCUCUCAGUGUGAAUAUAGCUUAAAGGAUUCAAAUAAAGUUAGAUUAGAUAUUAAACUGUAUAACAGAAAACAAAUGCAACUGUUAAAUAAAAAAAGUGAAUGCAGCACAUUACCUUUUAAACAAACUUCAAAUUUCCACCAGGUCUCUCAUGAGACUAAAGAAAAACCUGACCAGACUAUUCCUUGUGAUAUAACAAUCAACUGCCCCACUUCAUCUGCUCCUUUUGCUAAUUUGAAAGUGCUUAAAAAUUCAGAAAACAAUAUUAUGCUCAAGUUAGUGAAAACCAACUCAAGCCCUGAAGAAGGGACUGUAGGGGAAACUGUGAAUAAUACGCAAAACAGUCCAUCUAAGAACUGUUUGGGAUAUGUGGAAAACAAUGUAACCAGUUCCCAUCUUCAGAUUAACCAUGAGAGCAAAGAUUUGGAAACUUGUGCUCAUGUGAAAACAUCCACAGAAUUACAGUUUUCCACUGAAAGACAGGUUGAUGAAAAUCAGAUAACUGAAACUACAAAAAAUAGUCCUUUUUUUGUCAAUGUUAACAAAAGACAGCAUACAUUGUUAAAGAAUACAGAGAAAACAGAGUCAUUAAAUGACAUCAUUUCAGAAAAAAUGUACAAUGAAGGUCAGCUGGAAGAAUCGCAUUCAUUUCACAUAAAACCAUCUGAAGAUUUAGUAAACAGGAGUGUAAGGUCAUCCUUUGAUUUUUCUACUUCAGAUAAACAAAUUGAGAAAACCCCAGUACACAGGAAUUUAGAUACUAGUCCUUGGUCAAAAGCAAAUCAAAAUGAAAGUCAAAUAGUGAGUACUUUAACCUGUAGUAUUCCUUUGUUGGUGAAGGAGAGACCAGCAGGUCCAACAGAAAACAAAAGGAUCAUGUCAGUGACUCCUUGUAAAAAUGUUGGUAUGGAGGAUGAUACAAAGGAUAAUCAGCCAGACGCUACCAGCAUUAACAGAGUUGCUGACACUUUGACUAACUGGAGUAACCAUCCAGAUCCCCAGGGGGAGCCCAGUGAAGAGAGGAAUGCAGUUGCAAAAACUUUUUAUGAUUCUUCUUUUCCCACAGAACAUGUAAAAGGAAAGGCUCUGAUUUCACCUGUGCUACAAAGCCAUUUUCAAGCAAUCAAGGUUAAAGCUACUCUUGAUCUGGCUGCCAUUUCUGAUGAAGAUGAUUGGCAGGAUCAUGUUACAAAUCAACUAACUGAAAUUGCAAAUUUCCUAAAUGCAGAAAAUGACAACCAAUCUAAAAAAAGAAAAGCAGAAGAGAUGUUGGAAAAAAUAGACUGAGUAAUGUUGAUAAAUGCAUUCACUGGUGAAAUGAUAUGAGUGAAACACUGGCAUAAUUUUUAUUGGAGUGAAAAACUUCAUAUAAAGCUACACAGUUGUCUUGAGUUUCCCUGUUUUUUGAAUGUGAUAGUUUUGUUAUAUAUUUAUUCUGCAAAUAUAUCAAUAAUAAUUU